UCACCAUCACCAUCACUGUCACUGACGACGACGGCGAGGAUCCGAUUUUGCUGUCUCCCUCCAACGGCUGCGGCUACUUCUUUGAGAUUACAAAUACCGUGAGCCUUAGCACGGCUGAAUUCAACACGGACUCUAACGGAUAACAGCGGAGAAAAAGCCACCUGAUAGCUAAUCGAAAUAGCAUCAAUGGCAAAGGAAACAGCGGUGACAUCAGUGGCGAACGCCGUAAUGACAGCAGCGCGUCGCCGUUAGCGGCAACCACGAUUCACAAGGCAAAAACAUUGAAGUGAAAGCGGAAUUCGGCCGGAUUCCAACCCAAAUAGACACACGACUCCCUGAUACGACAAUAAGAUAGGUGCGCGCUGGCGGUAGCUUGAUUAGACUAGCUCUGGCAGCACGAAACGGGAACUCCAAGGCGCUCUCAACGCGGAAAACAGUUACAAUUGCACACAAUGGAGGGUGGAAUGAACAGCGGGCAGAGAAAGUUUCAGUGAGCAAACGAGAUCCGGCUACGCGUUAACGCGCGUCAGAUCAAUCAGAGGUAUCCACUAGCUGCGGCUGCGGAAACAAGCAAAAUGUUAUAAUAGUUACAGUAACGGCAGGAAGUUAUUGCUGUGGUUUGUUACUAGUGUUGUUGAAAAAAGGUGUAACCCAUCAGACAGUUUAUGACCUAAAGCUUAUUUGCUUCGGAAACUAUCUAGUAAAGACUGUUAUUUCUUCUUCUCAUCAAUAGAACAGUGCUAGAGCUACGACUAGUAACUCCUAUAACGAAGGCGCCAAAGAAGUGGCUAGUUAUUGCAGUGAAGCAAACGUGAGAAGCUCAAGAUAAAAGCAAAAUAAACGACAACGAUGUAAGGAAGACUGUCGCUGUUAAUGAAGAUUGUUCCUGGUCGAUGCCAGGCCUCAUAGAACGUAGCUUGCCGCUACUAAUACUGUCAUUUCGGCGAUCUAUUUUGUAUACAUCGAAUGGAUGGAAUCGAAGUAUGCAUGAAAUUAAGACGACGUUAGUACCUCUAACACAGACGAUACAACGGUGGUGACCUCGUCGACUUGGAAACUUGCACAGACAUUCCUGUUUAUGAAGUGCAUAAUCGUAAAAAAAUAUCUCGAAACUCCUCGACUGCCGACGCUAACAGCAAUUACCGCGUCUUCAACUAAAUAUUGUGUCGGAAACUUAACAAACGAACUUAUAAAGACCGUUAGCCACUGGUGAAGACCUAAACAUUACCGCAUAACCAGUGAUAUAUGCAUCAAGUCGUGCAAAUAGGACCUCAUAAUUCUAGAUACCCGUAUAGGAGGCACCAUGUAUAACGAAGUCCCGGCAACAGACGAAGGCCGCUGAAGCAAGUAAAGCCCAACAGACACUCUCGGCUCGGUUAUUUCAACACUUCGAAAAAACAACACAUCGCCAUGCAGAAUAUUCUCAGGAAGCAAAAUACUGUUGCGGAACUGCCCGUUGGUCCAAAGGUCGAACUGCGAGAAAUGCAAGGACCGCUUCUGCCAGAUGGAACCGAUGCCAGCAAUCAUAAUAACUACGGGACAACAAAUCAGGCAUUUGAAGCUGACGUUGCUACGAUAACCGGCCGUGACGAAAGAGACGCGGAAAAUGAUGAUGAUGAACGCAAUCUCGCCGCUCCAGGAAAGGGCAAAAAGGGGCAUCAAGUUUUCAAGGCGUCGUGUCCAGAAGGAGCUGAAGAUGAGCGAGAGUCGUGGGACAGCGAACUGCAAUUUAUUCUCGCCACAAUUGGUUAUGCCGUUGGUCUUGGCAAUGUUUGGCGUUUUCCUUACCUAGCGCAAAAGAACGGGGGAGGGGCCUUUUUAAUUCCAUAUUUCAUUAUGCUGGCCAUCGAGGGACUACCCAUCUUCUAUAUGGAGCUCGCUGUAGGCCAGAGACUCCGUAAAGGAGCUAUUGGAGUAUGGAACCUGGUGUCACCAUUUUGUGGAGGAAUCGGUAUGGCCUCGGCUGUGGUAUCGUUCAAUGUGGCACUUUAUUAUAAUACCAUUAUUGCGUGGUGCCUAUACUAUUUUCUGCAAUCAUUCAGCACGCCGUUGCCCUGGGCAGAAUGCCCACACAUCAUUACGGCAAAUGACACUGCACUAAUCGUACCUGAGUGCCAGAAAAGCAGUCCGACGCAGUAUUUCUGGUACCGGGUGACGCUCGACAUUUCACCGGAUAUCGGGUCUCCGGCUCCUUUCAAUUACAAAAUCGCAUUGUGCCUUGUCGCCGCCUGGAUCCUCUGCUACAUGUGCAUGAUAAAGGGUAUCGCCUCAUCAGGAAAGGUGGUGUACGUUACGGCGACUUUCCCUUAUUUCGUACUGAUCAUUUUCUUUUUCCGCGGAGUCACCCUUGAAGGAAUGGCGGAUGGGCUGAUCCACCUUUUCAAGCCGGAUUGGACAAAACUCGGCGACCCAAUGGUCUGGCUUGAAGCGGGCACCCAGAUCUUCUUCUCGCUGGGCCUAGCGUUCGGUGGACUAAUCGCGUUUUCCUCCUACAACCCCGUUCACAAUAACUGCUUCAGGGAUGCCGUAGUAGUGUCUUUCUGUAACUGCGCCACGUCGAUGUUCGCUGGGAUUGUGGUGUUUUCAAUUCUCGGCUUCAAGGCGCACAUGACAAAUAAACGUUGUCUAGCGAACAGGGCGCUUCGAUUUCCUAAUAUAACGCAUCCGCCAAAGGGAGCCGUUGGUUGGAAUGAGUGUAACUUGGAAGAGGAGCUACAGCAGAGUGCCUCUGGCCCAGGCCUGGCUUUCAUUGCUUUUACAGAAGCCAUUAAUCAGUUCCCAGGCGCACCGUUCUGGUCGGUGCUAUUCUUCAUGAUGCUAUUCACACUGGGCAUCGAUAGCCAGUUUGGCACCCUGGAGGGGGUGGUCACCUCCAUUGUCGAUCUCAAGCUAUUUCCCAACCUACGCAAAGAAUUACUCACAGGAAGCAUUUGUGCACUUUCGUGCGUUCUUUCCAUGAUAUUCGCCCAUGGGGCAGGCAACUACGCGUUUACAUUAUUCGACAAUUUCGCUGGCAGUUUCCCGUUGCUCAUUAUCGCGUUGGGUGAGACAAUUUCUAUCGCAUGGAUCUACGGGCUCAAACGAUUUAACGACGACAUCGAAUUAAUGACUGGCGUACGACCCGGAUUUUAUUUCAACGUCUGUUGGAAGUUCCUUGCCCCAGUAACAAUGCUCACUAUUCUUGCUGCUUCAUUUUAUAAAAUCUUCACCGGAGGCAUACAAUACGAAGGUUGGGACCGCGAACAGGCGAUUCCUAUCCCGCUAUCCUGGCCAGGUUGGUGCAUUCUCCUGAUCAUUUUCCUUAUUGGUGUCUCGACAGUCUGGAUUCCACUGGUAGCAAUCUUACGUGCCGGUGGCGUGACACUUUUGCCGCCGGAAGAGCCAGCUUGGUUCCCUGCAGACGAACUACGGGAAUUUUAUGGAAUCACGGAACAUGAAGUUACACCGUUCGAACGGUGGCUUUUCUGCCUACAGGACGAUCGGCCUGUAGCCCUUAACGACUACUAGUUUCUACCCGGUUUUCUGGCAGUAGGAACGAACACUUCAAUACAAGCAAGGCACAACAUGGGCGCGGAAAGGAAUCUGCAUCUUGAUGUAUGGCCACGAUCUUGUAGCGAAUACGGACGACAGGACACUGGCAAUCGACAAAAAGGCCGCUAGAAUAUUAACUCAGGUGACGAAAACGCGUUCAAAAUUGCCGCCACACUAACUGCUAUCAUUUUGCGGCGGCUUCGUUAGAACUGUUGUUUCCUUUACAGAAGGCUGCAGUAGGCGAGUGAAAGCUGCAGUUCGGAACUGGAUGUGGACAUUUUUCCUAGCGAAAAGCCUAAUGCCGCAAAUGAUAUCAGAUGCAUAAUCGUAUACUAUCAAGUUUACGAUAAGAAGUUGUAGAUGGCACCCACAUAAAUAAUAUUUGCAUUAUAUAACAUGAAUGUGAUGCUGAGGUGGCUGAAGCCGGUAUAAUCCAGCUACAAUAUACCCUUGAAAAGUCGUUGUUUCCUUGUGUGCGGGGCCGAACAACGGCAAAAUAUGUGACAGAUUUAUUAAAUAUAGUGUCCAAAUCGGACUUAGGAACAGGCCUAUUGGCCAAUUGAACAUGUGUUUACAUUGUAAAUAGACAGUCAGCAAUAUGAUAUUAGUAUCGUGAUCUUAGCAAGAAGUUAGCGGGAAGAAGUUAAAAAUCAUUGAAGAUGGUGGUCGAGGCAAUACUAUUAUGAGGGAAUGUGAAAACUUUUUUUUCAAUAAAAACAUACAUUUAUUCUAAUGUCAUCGUAAGAUGAUCGCCGAACAGUCGUCAUCAGGCUUAAUUAACGCGUAGAGUUGGUGGACUGUGCUAACCCCCAACCUCCAUCAAUCAACGAAACAUUCAGCGACCGACAAAGUCAGCCAUUUUCAUUCACACGCAGAAACAUCUAUAGUGGGACUUACGAGCGGCCGAUAGCAGAUUUUGCCUUCGAUUUAAACCUAAACUACCGAUAUGCGCAGUAGAUGAUCGUUAGAAAUAACUAUACGCUACAAAGGGAUGGGGUAUAUGCGAUGUAGCGCACGGAGCCAGAGCUCAUGUUCUCGGCACCAUUUCAUCCAGCUGUUGUACAAAUCUCGCAGAAUUCAACUCAAAAUCAUAGCCUGAAUAGCCAACAGACUUUAUGCGUGAUGAUCCGAGCAUCUCCGCUGUCAUGAUUCUUGCAUCCUCACAGGAUUCUCUCAUAUAGAAACGUAAAUAUGUAUCACGCUGCCUUAAUAAGAGUGUCCCACUAACCAAGGGGAUCUCUACGAAUGAGCUGUCACAGGUUGUUGUAGAACGAUUAUAUACUAGCACGAAUGUAUUGGAUCGAGUAGAGCUAAGUAAUAAUUAUAAUUAUAGUAAUUAAUUAUCCUAUCGAGUCACUCUGUUCGUGAAUGUGAUGGCGUAACAGCAUGAGACAAAGUCGCACUGAAGUAAAGACACUCAAACUAUAUUAUUUUCCAAACGGUAGCACUGCGCACAUAAAGAUGACGAAGGUUAUCUCUAAAGUCCCUUCUUUUAGAAAGGUAGAAGGUGAGACCCAUUGAAGGAAACCACCGUUGACAAAUCUCUGAAACAAAACUAGAAAGGGAUUAGUUAAUACGGCGCCUGAACGAACUAAUUAGUAUUAUUGCGCUCUGAUAAAUGCACACUUGAGGAGGUAAUACUCGAUACGCUAAAUGAAUUGUUAAAAAUAGCAUCUCCCUUAAGCAAAGCACGUACGAGCCUAUAAAAGUAUAUGUACCGUAGACGAUAUGGUAAUUCAGAGGGGAAUUCGUUUUCCAAAAUAUGACCAGACGCUCUUAGAACAUCAAGGAGCCAGUAGCCUGAACUACAAAAAGUGAUCACAUCUUCUAUACACGCCACACCUAAGAGAUAUUUGACGACGUUAUACUGCGUAUCUGGAUCUUCUAACACUCACUAUUCCAUAUCUACCAAAAAUACACUCUGUUACAUUUCUGCGAUAACCUAUUUAAGGCUACUCAUACUAGCAGCGCUUGCGACGAACCUUAACGUGUAUUGCAAGCUCAUCGAGGCCUUUUCUGUUCAAAUGAGCCGGCCAAUUCUUCUUCGAGUGUACACGUUCCUCAAUGGCAAUAAUUUGGAUAAUAGGAAAGUUGUGUGCGCCACUUUGGUGACUGUCAACGUCUCAAUUUUCAAACUACAGCUCUUCGUACAAUAUACUUCUCUAUUUAAUAAUGGCCGGGGAGGAUGGCAAGAAAUAUCCAGCCUCAAUUGCCUUCCUUGAGCCGUGAAAUUCGGCAGAAUGGGUAAUACUGUCCGAGUACUUUCAGAUAGUGCGUUACAUGUGUAAGAAGGCGGCGAAACCUAAUCAGACCUGCUACAUCAUAUACGGGUGUGGUAGGCUGAAUAGGGAAAGAAUGCAUCUUAAAGCAUUGAUGACGCUUGCCUUGGAAAUUGCUGGCGCUGCUGGCUCUCAGCUUUUUGCAGCAACGGUGUAUAUGAACGCGAAUAACAGGUAUAUUUCUAAAGACAGAAGAUACAUAUGUACGAAUCUACUGGACUCGGGAAAUUAUCUACCAAUCGAAUAUUGUGAUGUAAAAGAUUUAAUGACUGCAAGUUCCAUUAAUGAUUAUAAUUAGUAAUAGGCAGUGUUGUAGAAGACACCGCUGUUGCCCGACGAUGUCUUCUACAACACUGCGUAUUACUAAUUAUAUAUAUAGGUAUGUUAUUGUUCAUAUGAAGAUGUUCUCGUCGUAUCUUCUGGCAAAGUUUAAGUUUAAUGAUGCUUCAUCUCGUAUUCGAUCAACGUCAAUUUUCUCAAUGUGAAUAGCAGGAACAAGUCCCUUUUUUGUGGGUUUUUCUCUCUGUAUCUGGCCUCCUUAACACUGAUGCCAUUCCGUAUCUAACCAAGGCAGGAAGACCGAACUGGAGUCUUUCACUCAGUCCCCAAAA
This is a messenger RNA of Varroa destructor (honeybee mite), 6421 nucleotides long. Its product is annotated as sodium-dependent neutral amino acid transporter B(0)AT3-like. The record is from RefSeq and is a predicted model, not a curated record. Gene Ontology annotation, cellular component: plasma membrane. Lineage: Eukaryota; Metazoa; Arthropoda; Arachnida; Mesostigmata; Varroidae. Gene Ontology annotation, biological process: sodium ion transmembrane transport; nitrogen compound transport; amino acid transport.